CGUAAAUUUUUAUUGGCUAUUUGCAUUUGAAUGAGCCAAUAAGAAGCCACCACUAUUUCGAAUUAGCCAAUAAGUUAAGAUUAAACGAAAAAAAAAACAUGGCUGUUGUGUGUCAUUUUCAACAAUAAUCAAUAAUUUUCACCAUUCAUCUUGACCUCCAUUUUUUCUAAACGAAUUUAUUGGUGCGAUAAUUUGAAAAAUUGGACCCGGUGCUUCGCUUCAGUUUUAACAGGAUCCUUUUAUAUUUAUUAUUUCCUAAUUCUUUUUUAGUUUGUUUUGUGUAAAAGAUGUACCUAUAGUAUGAUUUACGCUUGGUAUUCUGCUAAAAUGUGAUCUUAGGGCAAUCUAUUGCUUAAAGAUAGCGUAAACAGAAUUUUUGUCCUCAAGUGCUAAAAUUUAUUCGCGAUGAGGCAGUGUUGUGUUCCUGGGUGUAAAAACACCUCCAAUUUACGCAAGGUACCGUUUACGAAGGUAACUUGGAAGGCAUGGUUAGUUCGAUGUCCAUUUCUUCGCAAAUAUUCCCGUAAGUCAUUAGAGAAUGUUAAGAUUUGCGAACUUCAUUUUUUACCUCAACAUGUUAAAUCUCACAGACUAACGGCAGAUGCAAUUCCUACAUUGCAUCUGCCUAAGCAAAAUAUAGCUACAUCUUCUCGAAACGAGCAAUUUUUGGAAGUAUUUCCUCUUCAAUCUGGCCAACCUCUCAGUGUAAGAAUUGUUAAUCCAUCAGUCUCUCUGAUAGACACAGUUAAUGUUCAAACUGACUUUGAUUACAAUAAACAAUCUGUUUUUCCACCUACAAAUGAUCAAGUCCCAAGUGUUCAAAGUAGAGAUAUUACUGAACGUGAUUUUGAACCUAACAAUCAGAGUAUUGUUACACCAAGUAAUGAGCAAGUCCAGUGUGUGGCUUCUCAAAUAAAUAAAGAAACUACUGAACCUGAUUUUUACGUACAGUCUGAUUCUAUGACAGAUUCUAUAACUACAAAUGUAGUACAUUCCUGUAGUACAAGUACAGAAACUCAAAACCAAUCUACAGAGCCAGAACUAACAGUUGGUCAACUGAGUCCUCUUCCAUCUAACACCAUGCCUUCUGAUGUUAUAUCUGCCAUACAAAGAACUCCAGUACGUGUAAAAUCACAUUCUAGACGUCAUAAGUCCCAUGUAAAGUCAGAUUUAAUUCCUAGAGUUCGUUUAGGUCAAAAUGAGACCCCUCGUAAGCAAAAGCUACGUGUGGGGAAUGAAAUGUUAAAAAUGAAGUUACGAAAUUUGACUUUGAGAUUUAAUAAAUUAAAAUCAAAGACACUGUCAUGGUCUACUCAAGUAAAACUUUUCAUCAAAAAGUAUCCUCUACUGAGUAAUUUUGGAAAAAUAUUGGUCGACUCACAAUUAAGAUUAUCUGGUGUAAAAGGAAAAGGUUCUAGAUACACAGACGAUGAAAAAAUUUUUGCACUUUCUUUGUAUAAAUUGAGUCCAAAAUGUUAUGGAUUCUUGCAAAAAAACAUAAGAUUACCAAGUAAAUCUACUAUAGGAUCUUUGUUAAAUAACAUCCCUUUGAGACCAGGUAUUAAUGAAUUUAUAUUUCAACAUUUGGCAGAUGCAGCUAAAAACAAAAAUACUAUGGGAUUGCAGUGUGUAUUGCUGUUUGAUGAAAUGGCAAUUAAUAAAAAUUUGUUUUUUAAUUUUCAUACUGGGGUUAUCGAGGGUUUUGAAGAUCUAGGAGGUGGUUAACGCACUAAUAAUGUUG
This is a messenger RNA of Maniola jurtina (meadow brown), 1741 nucleotides long. RefSeq lists its product as uncharacterized. Bases 406 to 1725 code for a protein of 439 amino acids. NCBI's taxonomy places the organism in Eukaryota, Metazoa, Arthropoda, Insecta, Lepidoptera, Nymphalidae. The record is from RefSeq and is a predicted model, not a curated record. The transcript has a single exon.